Molecule: messenger RNA, 1179 nt
Organism: Pan troglodytes (chimpanzee)
Lineage: Eukaryota; Metazoa; Chordata; Mammalia; Primates; Hominidae
Exons: 2
Coding region: 325-1119 (264 amino acids)
Source: RefSeq, a predicted model, not a curated record
GUGCCUCCUCUGCUCCUUUGGGAAAGCCCCACCUGUCUUGAGGUCCCCCACACCUGUGCUUCCCAGCACCUCGGAGACCCCAGAACCACUGAACAAAGAACACUGGGGUCCUGGGCUGCCACACGGAGGACCCCAGGGUGGCAGGCUCACAACAGCACAGGCGUCCUCCUACAGCUCCCAGGGCCGGGAGCCUGAAACCAAGGUGUCCACAGGGCCCUGCUGCCCCCAGAGGCUCUGGGCAGAGCCCUUCCGCCUUUCCAGCUCCCCCUGGUUCCCGUGCUCCUCGGCCUGUGGCCCCAUCACUCUGGCCUCUGCCUUCAUCUCAUGCCGAGAUCCCUGAAGCGGGCCCAGCUCUGUUCACUGCUCCCCCGGCCUCCUGCUGUUUCCCACACGCAGCCACGGUACAGGGCAGCUCAUCCAACCACCUCCCCAACCGCAGCCUCCAGGGAUGUACACCCUGCCUCAGGGGCUCUGCCUGGGUCCUGGCUGGUGGAGGGCACAGCCGUCAGGGAAGGCCCUCAGCUGCAGGAUGCCGUGCCACGGAGACCAACCAGGCCCUCUAAGGCACUGUGGCCGGCCCAGAUGUCAGCAGCUCCAGAAAUUAGGCUGGGACAGAUGGUGCCUGGUGACGCAAGGGGACUGUGGGGGCCACAGGGGACCCUGCUCACCUGGACCUACCGUGGAGGCCAGGGAGGGAGAUGGACUCGAAGGGCGGAAGGGCCCAGAGAAGGCACAUUUGCAGAGCAGCGGCCGCAUUUCCAGAGCUCGGGAGCCCAACAGGAAUCCCGUCUGGCCAUGGGACCACCGCCCUUGGGGCUGGGGGAUGCUGCAGGGGACGGCAGAGGGCAGACAGGCCAGGAAAAGGGGAGGGCAGAGGGCAGACAGGCCAGGGAGAGCGCCUGCAAGUGCCCAAGGAAGGGACCAAGCCCGGGCCCCUGGACCAGAGCGGCCGCCUGGUGGGGCAGGCUGGAAGGGGCCAAGGCCAGCGCCAAGGGGGAGCAGGUGAGGGACCCUGGUGGGCAUCUGUGGGAACAAGGCCACGUUUCUCCCUGCGCACGCUUUAAUCAAGGACAUUCCUGUGGUUCUCGAAAAGUGUCGCACAUUACAUGGGUGUCGUGAGCUGGGCUCCGUGAGAGUGUGCGGGUGGCUGGGGGCAGCAAGGGAGCAGCAAGGCCUCAA